ACCAGUGCAGUCCCUGGGGCUUCAGGGCUGAAAUCCCAGCCCAUAUUGAAACCCUGGUGGCUUCUGGGAUUUGUAUCACUUUGUUUGUUAAACCUCCUACAAAACAGGGUUAUUGAUUCACCCCCAUGUGACUUUGGUGCCCUGUUAUGCGCUGUACCACUAAUCAGUUCAAAAAUACCAGUAAAGCUUGCUUAUAAUUGAGAUCUCUAAUUACUAAAAACACUGAACCGGAAUUGGUAAUGAGUCUGAAUGUGACACACUCCCAGUCUCCAUUAAUGAGGUUUCAUCUCCUUGGUGGUCCUGAUGUCUCAAAGUGAUUAGAACCACAGUCAUCUUGGGUUUUGGGUGGAAAAACACCCACUUCCAAAUACCUCUCAACUAUCCAGAUGAAACCUCCCAAAUCAUUUCUGUUUCUUCAGGAAAGAAUCCAGGCCCACUUGAAGACUCUGAGGGAAGAGAGAGAAAAGCUGCUGGGAUUGAAAACGACUGGAGAGGGGAAGAGCCGGGAGUAUCUGAAACAAUCACAAACCGAGAGGCAGAAGAUUGUGUCUGAAUUUCAGCAACUGCGGCACUUCCUGGUGGAACAAGAGCGACUCCUGCUGGCCCAGCUGGAGAAGCUGGACGAGGAGAUUGUGAGGAUCCAGAAUGAAAAUGUCAGUCAACUCUCCGAGCAGAUUUCCCAUCUCAGUGAGCUAAUCAGUGAGCUGGAGGGGAAGUGUCAGAAGCCAACAAGUGAAUUCCUGCAGGAUGUCAGAAGCACGUUGAGCAGGUGUGAGAAGAGGAAGUUUAAGCAGCCAGAGGAGAUUUCUCCAGAACUGGAAGAGCGAGUCAGUGGUUUCUCCCAGAAAACGAUUGUGCUAUCGGAGACUCUGAGGAAGGUCAAAGACACUCUGCCCUCUGAAUUGGAGAGAAAAAGGGGAGAAUCAUUUGGAGCACACAGACAGGCGAAUGUGACUCUGGAUCCAGACACGGCUCAUCCCAAACUCGUCCUGUCUGAG
Chrysemys picta bellii (western painted turtle) is the source of this 998-nucleotide messenger RNA. Lineage: Eukaryota; Metazoa; Chordata; Testudines; Emydidae. The record is from RefSeq and is a predicted model, not a curated record.